AUGAGACAAAGAACUCGGCAGUUCCAAGGGCCUUGUAUGAACCCUUUGGCUAGAGGGUGGCUAAAUGUUUGGUUGGCUGUCGAAGACCCAAGCGUGUCGACAACGCGCAAGCGGUCACCAGAGUCCGAACAUGAUAGCACCGCUCGUGCACGGGGCGAGACCAAUCACGAAUCCGAGCAGGACGCCCAGACUGGCUCGCAAGGUAACGGUGAUCUCGAGCGCGAUAUCGAGAGCGAGAACGAUGACCUCGUGAGAGACGGGCCUGCCGAGCCCGGCGACGAAGAUGAUACUACCGAGAUUAUUAAGAUCCCCACUAAGAAGAAAAAGAGCGGUAGCGAAUAG
Messenger RNA from Colletotrichum truncatum, 342 nucleotides. NCBI's taxonomy places the organism in Eukaryota, Fungi, Ascomycota, Sordariomycetes, Glomerellales, Glomerellaceae. The record is from RefSeq and is a predicted model, not a curated record.